Messenger RNA from Medioppia subpectinata, 1623 nucleotides. The record is from the annotation of a GenBank genome assembly. NCBI's taxonomy places the organism in Eukaryota, Metazoa, Arthropoda, Arachnida, Sarcoptiformes, Oppiidae.
UCUUUCUACUACUAUAUUAUAGUGAAGUAUAAUUUGUUUAAAUGGAAACGUAACGACCAAUCGGUGGACGAACUCUUUGUACAAACUGUGGCCCAAUAUCCGCAUAAAAUAGCCAUUUAUUACAAGAAUGAAAAGUGGAGUUUCGCUCAUUUGAAUGACUUUUCCAAUCAAACGGCUAAUUGUUUCAGUGGUUUAGGCUUUAAAAGCAAAGACGAGGUCUGUUUAAUGAUGAACAAUAGGCCCGAGUAUAUGGGGCUAUGGCUUGGGUUGACCAAAAUCGGUGUCAUUCCGGCGCUCAUUAACACCAGUAAUCGGACAGACUUUUUGCUUCACGCCAUUAAAGCCAUUGACUGUAAAGCAGUUAUAUUUGAAAAUGUCUUUUAUGAAAGAAUUGCCGAAAUAAUGCCAGAAUUAACACAAUUUAAUCCAAACAUAAGAUACUAUUGUUAUGGGGAUAUAAUGGAGGACACAGUCGCCCAGACUAUCAUCAAUUGUGAGCCAAUUCACCAAAUGAUAGCAUCGGUUGAAUCAUCCAAAGGAUGUUUAACAACAAAUAAAUGUCAUUUUGAUUCAAUACUCUUUUAUUUAUACACAUCGGGAACGACGGGCUUCUCAAAGGCCGCUAUCUUCCGACACUACCGGUACCUAACACUGGGUCUAGUGAUCGGCACCUCAUUACAGCUCAAGACUAGUGACAUCAUAUACCUCUCCCUUCCUCUAUAUCACGCCAACUCUUGUGUCAGCACUUGUUUGGGUCUAAUCCACGGCAUGAGUGUUGUCCUCAAAGACAAAUUCUCGGCCACAGACUAUUGGAGUGAUUGCAUUAAAUACAAAUGCACGGUAUCCAACUAUAUCGGAGAGUUGUGUCGAUACCUAUUGGCCCAACCGAUCAGGGAUUGCGAUAAAAGCCAUUCAAUUAGAGUGAUGUUUGGCAAUGGUUUGCGGCCUAAGAUAUGGCACGACUUUCAGCAACGGUUUAACAUUAAACUCAUCGCAGAGUUUUACGCCUCGACUGAAGGAAAUUCAAAUCUCAUGAUGUUUGGCAAUGGUUUGCGGCCUAAGAUAUGGCACGACUUUCAGCAACGGUUUAACAUUAAACUCAUCGCAGAGUUUUACGCCUCGACUGAAGGAAAUUCAAAUCUCAUCAAUUUUCCGGGACGCGAGGGAGCCGUUGGUUUCUAUCCCUAUUACUACCUAUGGUUUGUGCGACUCCUAUACCCUCUGACACUAUUAAAAGUGGACGAAGAGAGCGGUGAAGUGAUCCGUCAGAAGAAUGGCUUAUGUAUAUCAAUUAGCGCACAAUUUAUAUCGCUAUUGCGGGACAAAUUGGACAGCAAGUCGUGUGCGCUAAUCAUAUUAUCUCAAGAACUGCUUGAAUGUAAGGCACAGAGGGAUCAGUUCAAACUGAUGGGCGAACAGUUGCGGGAAAGAUAUGGUGUAAUCAAGAGGAAGAUGGAGGGACUCGGGCCCACACUUUCGGCCGUUUAUGAUUACGAGUACGAUAUGCCCAGAAGUAGCCAAUCGGCCGGUGAACCAUUGGCUCAGCUAUUGAUGACUCUUAAGGAGCAAAACAAACAUCUGAUCCGUGAAAUCGACGACUUGAGGAUGAAGUUAGAAGACGCC